UAUACCAAAUAAAAAUUAAUCUUAUAAAAAAAAAAAAGAACAAAUAAAAUAAAAUAAAAUAAAAUAAAAUGCAUCUCAAAGAAAUGAAAAUAAUUUUCUUUGGCUAAAAGCAAUACGCAGAUUAAGGCUUAAAAUAUCUAAUGAGAUUAGAGGUUCAUAUAGGGCUUCGAUGGGAACGACAUUCGCAAACAUCGAUAUUCCGUAAUUCAAUAAACUAUGUUCUCUCAGUAAGUAAUUCAAUAAACUAAAUUCAAAAAACUAAAUUCAUAGAAAUGCUUCAUUUUCAUUACUUGUAAAGUUUCGGGUAUCCAGCGAUCUGUUUAUCUUGGUUAAAAGAUCUUUUCACCAAUCGUUUUAAAAAUCACACGCAACAAAGAGAAGGAAUUAGAGAAGAAACGUGAAGUUCGAUUCGAAAAAUCGUGAAAAUCGUAAUAGUUAUCGAAAAAUUAUUUCGAUUAAUCGUUCGAUUACGAGUCGCUAACGUCAGAUUUAAAGAUAAAAAAGACGUCAUAUACAUAUACACACACACACAGACACAAUAUAUAUAUUUAUAUAUGUAUGCAUAUAUAUAUAUAUAGUUUUUCUAGGUGAUGAUUAUACCGGGGGGAUGAAAAGAUUUGUCGCAUUGCGAAUGCAAAAAAAGACACGAAGAGAGAAGGGAUUGGAGGGGGGAGCGCGUGGAACGGUGCCGCCCUUGCCGAUUGGUUACGUCACUUCCAGGCGUGAUGGAGUAUCGUGUGUGAUGUGCGUGUGCUGAAAAUGGCCGCGUAUAUCGAGGUCUUCUGAGUUUACUGAUCCACGGCCAAUAGUUUUGCACGCUUAACUUUAUCUAUUAGACGUUAGGGUAAUUUAUAACAAGACCUGUUGUUGGUACAUAUUAAAUGUUCGAAGGAAUGAUUGUCGUGCCUUUUUACAUUAAGGUAUAACAAAUAUUUGCGCGUUUAUAAAGAUAGAUAGAGAGCGAGAGAGCGAGAAAAAGAGAGAGAGAGAAAGAGAGAGAGAGAGAGAGAGAGAGAGAGAUAUCUCAUUCGUGUACAUGGAACUUGUGUUUCCUUGGAUCCUCGACUCGUGAAAGAAGGAAGGUGAGAGACGGAGGACGUAUCGCAUAUUUUCAUCCCACGAACGUGUUUUCCUCUUCUGUUAACUUCUAUGGCCAACCAUAUCAAACCUGCUACAUUUUAAUAAUGGGUUGCAUUUUCAAUAUGGAUAGUUAUGUUAGUUUAUACCAAGGUACUCAUUAAUAAAUGAGUGAAAUUAUAGUUUAUCAAGAUGCGGGAGAGGUCUGUUAUGAUCCCCUGGUAUCCAGUGGGGAUCUAAAUUAAACGACAUAGCAAAAAAAUAAAUUGUUUGCUAUAUUAAUCAAGAUGAAAAUGGAAGUAAAAUCAUAAUGUUCAGUCUUUAAAGAAAUGAAAUCUUUAUGUACUGAGUGAGAAUUAUACUUUCAUGCGAUAUUUGUAUUAAACUUUUUGUGAUCAUAAUAUACAUAAUUUAUGUACCAAGUAUUUGAACUGUGUAUAGACAUAAUGUAAUUAUAGUGCAAGUUAAGUUUAUAUACAAGUGUGUUGAUAAAGAAAGUCAUUAUGUCGUUUUUAUCGAAUUUAAAGAAAGCAUUCCACUUCGGUGGCAAUGAUGCGAAAAAGAAAAAGUUAUAUAAUAAUAUUAAAAUGGAUUGUAACCCGGAAGAAUUCUGGGAAAUGGUUGGUGAACUUGGAGAUGGGGCAUUUGGAAAAGUUUACAAGGCACAACAUAAACAAACUCAUCAAUUGGCUGCUGCAAAAAUGUGUGCAUUGGAAGGAGAAGAUGAUCUUAGCGAUUUCAUGAUUGAAAUCGAUAUUUUGUCCGAAUGUAAACAUCCAAAUGUUGUUGAAUUACAUGAAGCAUACUUUAUAGAAGGCAAAUUGUGGAUGUUGAUUGAAUACUGUGAUGGUGGUGCUGUAGAUUCUAUUAUGGUAGAGUUGGAGAAAGCACUGACAGAACCUCAAAUAUCAUAUGUGUGUCAACAUAUGGUAAAGGGUCUGGCAUUCUUACACAAAUCCAAAGUUAUUCAUAGGGAUUUAAAAGCAGGGAAUGUUUUAUUAACAAUGGCAGGAGGUGUCAAACUUGCUGAUUUUGGGGUUUCUGCAAAAAAUAAGCAUACAUUACAGAAACAUGAUACAUUCAUUGGUACACCAUACUGGAUGGCACCAGAAGUUGUAUUAUGCGAAACAUUUAGAGAUAAUCCUUAUGAUUUCAAAGUGGACAUUUGGUCCCUUGGCAUAACUCUUAUAGAGUUUGCGCAAAUGGAGCCACCAAAUCAUGAAAUGUCUCCAAUGCGUGUGUUACUUAAGAUACAAAAAAGUGAUCCACCAAAGCUUGAUCAACCUGGAAAAUGGAGUAAAGAGUUUAAUGAUUUUAUUGCAAAAGCGCUUAUAAAGGAUCCAACAUCACGACCUACAGCCGACGAAUUGUUAAAACAUCCAUUUAUAAAUCGAAAUUUAGAUUCUAAACCAAUAAGGGAUUUAUUGCUUGAAUAUAAAGCUGAUGUUGUUGAAGAGGAACUUGUUGACGAAGAAGCUGAGAAGGCCAAAAAAGCAAAAAAACACAGAGAACAGUAUCAGCGUAUUGGCUGUGCAUGCGGCUCUCCUGGGCCUCGCCAGCCCCAUCGUCCCUGUACUUGUCAGGAGCAGCGUACAUCUCAGCUUCCUUUGGAAUUGGAACAACUCGGAGAUGACUCUGCAUCUAUGCGCAGUGAUGGCGAUGUUAAAGUUGCCGAGAAAGAAAAUCUUACACCGUUACCUGUAUCCACGAAAAAAGAGGAUAGUCAUAAACGGGAGAUGAAUAGAGAUGGCGAGAAAGAAGAUAGAAGUAAGAAAUUGCGUAAAACUGAAUCUAAAGAAAAUAUGCACGCAUUAAACGAGAAAAAACAGGCACCAAAACCUCCAGCUACAGCUGAAAAUAACGAGCGUAGGAUAUCUAGAGAUAAAGGUCCUGCGCCUCCACCUCCGUCGGUUCGUCAAGAUAACAAAAAUGAUGAAAAAGAGAAUUGUGCCGAUCUGGCAAACAAAUCUAGUGCCAUGGAAUCGUUAGGUCAAAAUAAAGUUAAGGAUGAUAAACAAGAUCGUAAUUUAUUAUCAUCCCAAUCGGUAGGAGUAGAAAUGGAACAGCAAAAACCAAAUACUAAAGAUCAGAUAAAAAUAGGACCCUCAAAUAAGAACGAUGAGUUAGACAACGUAGAUAAAACUAAUGCAACAGAGACUGUUGACAAAGCGCUAUUUGCCUUGAGUAAAUCUAAAAGUAUCGAAGGAAAACAAAAAUUAAUUGACAAUGUAAAUAUAUUAACCAAAAAAUCAAGUAUGGAUGAAAACCGAAAGUCAGCUCCUAUCAAGUCAACUUCAUCGGAUGAAUGGGUAAAACCAGUGUAUAAUAAACAAUCGUCCCUCGAAGAGAAGAAUAGGUUCCAAUCAGAAGCUUCGAUGGAGGAACAACGUAAACAUGAAAAAUAUUUAAUUGAAGAUAAUCUAAAAAAUUUGGAACAAAAACGAAAGUCCGUAGAAGAUAAAUUGAAUGCGGUCUUAGAAAAACGUAUUACCAUGGAUACGCAAAAGAGGAUAAGUACUACGUCGAUUGAAACAUUAAAGCAUACGUCUGACAUAACGAGCGUUACGUUAUCAGAAAAAAAUAGUAUGAAAGCAAGUUCUACGGAGAAUAUUAAAACGGAUUAUGGUCUGAAUAAAGUCGAAAAUAUUUUGACCAGUCAUAGCGAAGGUUCUUCUAGAAAUGAUUCUUUAGAAAACUUUCCCGAUGAUUUUGAAGGUAAACACCAGAGAACAAAAUGGUUAAAUAAGGAACACAGAUCGACAGGAGAUAAUAGAGAGGAUAAUAAAAAUUAUGAGCGUCAAAGUUCUGCCGUUAAUGUAUCUGUAAUAACUUCGACGCCUAUCAGAAGCAGAAGUACAUCUCGAAGGAGUAGUGCAGACAACAUAGUUGUUAUUACUGGUAAACCUCAAAGCGAACAAGAGGUACGUUCCAAUAGAUCAACCGUACGCAUUACAGCCGAUUCUCCAGAUCCAUCUAACAGUCUUGCAAGUAACGUGAGUCAAGUUACCGUUGUUACUACACAUCCUCCAGUGUUAGUAGAUGCAACAGCUACAACUCCUUUACUACGACGUUCCUCUCCUACAUCGGAGGUAGUUAUCGUUGCAAAUGAAACGAAUAAAACUCAAGUUAAUGAAAAUUCAACCGACGAGGACGGUUUCCCUAGUCUGGAUAGUUUGGAAUAUACUCCACAGGAGCAACCUAUUAUUCUUAUGGAUACUUCCAAACGUGUUGGUAAAAAGUUAGACGAGUCUGAAGUUAUUAUCGUCAGUCCUAUUGUUGACGAAUUACAAGAUACUAGUCAUGUCUCUGUUGUUACCGUGGGUGACGAUGGAGAACGAGUGAAAGAUUCGUCGAUAAGUAAUAAACAUAACGUCGUUAGAACUGGUUCUUCCCACAGUAAUUUAAGUUCGAUCGAACAAAUAAGUUCGAAGAGCGAUAGCGGCGAUGAAAUUAGCAAAACGUCAAUGGCAGUUCCAGGAACUACUACUGAAAUAAUGGAUCAUAAUGACGUCGAAAGAAAUUCGAAGAAGAUGAAUGGCAUGAUCAAAAGUGAAAGAUCGAUUGGUCAUCGUAUCGAAGACAGAGUCGUAACAUCGGCGAAACAAAAAGAUGAUUAUGUAAAAAGUUCGAAGGAGAAACGCGUGUCACCGGAUAGUUUUGAAGGAUCAAGGUCACAGAGUGAUUCAGGAUCAACGAGAUCGCAUACACCUAGUAAGAGUAUUGAUCGUUCCGAUGCCGAAUCGAUUUCUACGACGAUAAGUCAAGACAGUCGAGGUUCGAAUAAAGAAAAUCAUUUGUCCCACGUACAGUCUACGGAAGGUGAAGAGGAAGUUGUCCUACGUCGAAAAUCUGAUUAUAAUCGGGAUGUAUCGCGAACACCUAGAACGAAAGAAGAUAUACAAAUGAUGAAUUUGAAGAAGAAAACGAGAAAACGAACUAGGAAAUUUGAAAUCGAUGGUGUUGUUGUUACGACAACAACAUCGAAAGUAAUAUAUGGUGACGAUGAAAAUGGUAAAGUCUAUGACGAUCAAAUAUUCCGGAAACAAGAAUUACGUGAAUUAAAGAUGUUACAAAAGAUGGAACAAAAGCAGUUUCAAGAUCUAUCUCAAAAAUCGCAAUUCAACAAAGAUCAACAAGAGAAACGGUUUGAACAGGAAAGACAAUUGUUGGAACGUGGUGCUGAAGGAGAUUUAGAAACGCUCGCUAGACAACAAAGGCAACAAAUUGAACGCGCAGAAGGUCAACAAGAAGCCGAUCUUAGAUUGGCAUCGAAAAAGAUUCGUAGCGAACAAGAGAGAGAAUUGAAACAAUUCCGUGAAGGUUUGAAACAGGAAUUGCGAUUGCUCAAACAGGAGGUUGAUUUAAUGCCUAAAGAAAAAAGAAAGGGAGCUUUUAAGGUAAGGAAGGAAAAGCUUGAGGCUGAACAUGAGGAUAGAGAAAAGCUUUUCUUAGAAAAACUUAACGAAAGUCAUGAAAUGUCAUUGCGAAGAUUAUCGGAUAGUCAUCGUGAAAAAAUUGCUUUAAUGGAGAGACAGUUUCUACAACAGAAGCAGCAAUUGAUGAGAGCUCGAGAAGCAGCUAUUUGGGAAUUGGAAGAACGACAGAUACACGAAAGACAACAAUUGUUGAAGAGACAGCUCAAGGAUAUUUUCUUCUUGCAGCGACAUCAGAUGUUGAUUAGACAUGAAAAGGAAUUAGAACAAAUGAAAAGAAUGAAUCAGAGGAAGGAAGACGAAUUGAUAAAACGUCAAACGGUAGAGCGUAGGAACUUGCCUAAAAGGAUUCGAAACGAAAUGAAAGCGCGCGAGAUGAUGUUUAGAGAAUCAAUGAGAAUUUCAAUGUCUUCGGCGAUUGCAUCGGAUCCUGAAGCUGAAAGAGAAAAAUUGAAGAAAUUCCAAGAGAAUGAGAAAAAGAGGUAUAGAGCUGAACAGCAACGAUUUGAAUUGAAGCAUUCACGGCAACUCGAAGAAGUUAGAGCUCAGAGUGAUGCUACCAUUAAGGAAUUGGAACAGCUACAAAAUGAAAAGAGAAAAAUGCUAAUGGAGCAUGAGACAUUGAAGUUAAAAGAACAAGAAGAAACAUAUAGUAAAGAGCUUCGGGAGUGGAAGGCACAAUUGAAACCACGAAAACAGAAGAUAGAAGCUGUGCUGGCGGCUGAAAUGGAGGCAUUGGAAACUCGUUACCGAGAUUAUUUGCCCUCUGGUCUUAGUGGUUUCUCUUUACCUUCCUUUAAUUAUUCUGAUAUAUCACUUCCUAACACCUUGCAAAAAUCUUCUCGUUUACCUCGAUCUACUCCAAAUUCUCCAUCUCCGUUUACUAUACCUAGAGUCUCUCUUAGACUUACUGGUUCAGAUACUACUUCCACAAAUGGCACGCUUGUUCGAAGUCGUUCUAAACCAGAUUUAAUGCCAUCUCGUCUGUCCCAUAGAUAGUACUUGCCAACAUCAUAUAUCUCAUACAUUCUUCUUGUUUAUUGAUAAAUUUGGAAAUAUAAAUAUGAUGAAUAUAACUUCGUUUCGUUAAAUUAGAAUUCUUAGUAUGUUUUAUAACAUAAUCCAAAUACACAAGCAAAUGCACAAUAUAUAAUAUAUAGCAUAAAAUAACACAAUAUAAAUAAACAAUAUAGAACAAAGAUAAAGAUAUUUAUAUUUCCAAAUUAAUCUUAUUUCUGUUUUCAACAAUAUAACAUUCCAUGUGCUUCCUUUAUUGCUGUUUUCUUCAUAUUAUACACUUUAUAUGGAGUUGGUACUAAUGAGUAUACUUUAACUUAUGAAAUAGAUAUUGUUUAUAUAUAUAUAUAUCCAUUUAGAAGAUAUGCAUUAAAUAACCAUAUAUUUAUAUUUUGCUGCUAGCUUAUCAUAUAAAUUGUGAUAGAAUACGUUAAUAUAACUGUGGCCAGGCUUACAUAAUAUAUCAAAAUUUUGAAAAAGUAAGUAAAAGAAAAGAGAAUAAGUUUACACAUUAUAAUGACACAGGUACACUUAAGUAUCAUCUAAUGUAAAUUAUGAAUAAAUUCAAUACAAUAUUUAUGAAUAUUUACUGCAGAAAAUAAAAAUAAAUAUUCAAGUAUAUUCAAGUACCAAGAUUGGUAUGUGAUUUACCAUUUCAUUUGAUUAGUUAUUAUGUCAUUGAAAAUGUGCCUUGUAUCAUAGCUUCGCAGUUGUAUUUUCCAUUACAGUUGUAUUAUUAUUAUUAUUAUUAUUAUUAUUAUUAUUAUUAUCAUUAUUAUUAUUAUUAUUAUUAUUAUCAUCGUCCUUUGUCAUAUGAAAACUACAUAUAAAAAGUUCAAUUAAUUUUAUAUUCCAAAGCUUAAAUAUUUAUGUGAAGAAAAUAAUAUGGGUAAAUGUGGUUACUAUUGGUUUCACGCUAUGUUUUGUCAAGUAGUAGAACUAUGUGAUAAAAGCUUUUUUUAAAAGGGUUCUUAUGUGGGUAUCUAAUAGCAAACAUGCUAAUUUGUAAUUGUAGUCCUUGCGCAUAAAUAUUCCCACAAGAACCUUUGUAAAAGAAAAAUAUAAAGAGAUGCCACAGUCGGAUUUCAAAAGCAGUAUUAUAAAAAAUAUUGAAAGAGACUUGAAGAACAAUUUGCUCUUCAAUUAGAAGAGCAGGAAGCAAUUUAUGGACCUAGCGCUAUUCCAUUAUGCUUACCAGCAGAUCUUCCUGAUCUUACACAUCAUACUGCCGGUUCUACACGCAGUUCAUUAUCUUCUGU
Molecule: messenger RNA, 7786 nt
Organism: Vespa velutina
Lineage: Eukaryota; Metazoa; Arthropoda; Insecta; Hymenoptera; Vespidae
Gene: Slik
Product: serine/threonine-protein kinase 10
Exons: 15
Coding region: 1581-6509 (1642 amino acids)
Biological process (GO): protein phosphorylation
Molecular function (GO): protein serine/threonine kinase activity; ATP binding
Source: RefSeq, a predicted model, not a curated record